AUGGAAAAUGAGGAGAGACGGCUCGUUUUCUUGCCGAAGCUGGACGAGUCAGCCGAUGAUGGUGGGGAUGGAUCGAAUGCGACGACAACUGGAAUCAUCGGGAGUCUUUUUGGGAAGUGGUGGGGAAGAGGUGAAACGGUGAAUGAACAACAAACACCGACCCCAUCCACUUCCCAAUCAGCUCCACAAAUUGAUGGACAUGUGGAAGUUAUCGAGCAACUCCCGUCUCUAUCGAUUGAAACCACACAGCCUGGCCCACUUCGACGCGAUAAUUCACCAAGCAGAGAAAGUCUUGAUUCGUCUAACUCGAAUACACCCAAAAGAAAGGCAAGCCGAAUCGCCUCAUAUUUUCGACGAGAAAAGGCGGGUCUUGUCGAUUACGAUCGAAGUUCUUUCCGGCAAUAUUGGAUGCCCGACUCGACGGGAAGGGAAUGUUAUCAAUGUGAAGAGAAGUUCACAGCUUUUCGAAGAAAACAUCAUUGCAGACUUUGUGGACAAAUUUUCUGCGCAAAGUGCUGCAACGCACAUGUGCCUGGAGCACCGUUAGGAUAUAUUGGUGAUUUACGUUUGUGUUCCUAUUGUGUGAAAAUGGUUGAACAACAUUUGAUAGAAGGUGAAGAGAAAGAAAAAGAAGAAACGAAUGUACCGCAACCAAUUCUUCUCUCAUCGUCCGUUUCUGCUCCCGAAACUUCGGAAUUGAUCCAUCCCGGUCCGUCAGCAUUGGAUUUAUCAAUUGUUUCGGCUGGUUCUUUGAUGUGGUCUGCGCAAAAUGGAGUGCCACAAAAUGAUCGUAAAGACUCACUCUCGUUACCUCCAUUAGCCUAUAGACCACCGUCAAUGUUGAGUGUUGAAGGACUCUUUUCAGCGCAACAAGCCCCGUUUAUGUCAUCAACAAAUGUGAGUGCUGUUCAUUUAUCGGAAGAAGAGGCAGAAUCGGGACCGGAUUGGGUUCGGAAUAUGGAUUUGGCUGAAAGUGGACAAGCUUUGAAAUCUAUUGACUCGGACAAUGGAACAAGAAAUGGAGGAGUUCAUUUUGAUUUGGGACCGAUUACAAUUGACAACUAUGAUGAAGUUGAUGAUGUUAAGCCAAUUGAAAGAAAAGAAUCCAUCAGUCACCGAACGUCACUUUCUCCGGAAUCGAGUGACUUCAUCAAUGAGAACGAUGUGGAUAAAUUAUUUGAACAUCAAACGGAGAUGCUUAUCGAUUAUCUCUUUCAAAGAGCCGGAUUGAAUAACCAAAGAUGGAGAGACAUUUUGCUGAGGAAAGCCAAGUCGAUAGCGUCAAAAGUGGUCGUUGAUGUGUUCAAUCGAAAGGAUAACAUGAAUAUUCUUCAAUAUGUUCACGUGAAAACGUUGCAUGUUGAUGAGACACCAAAUGCUGAGUUGAUUUGGGGCAUCGCUUGCACGAAAUCAGUCACUCACUCGUCGAUGUGCGGGGAACUACCGAAUGCGUCGGUGAUGUUGAUGAGUGGAUCGAUCGAGUACGAGAGAGUCACCGGGAAAUUGAGCAAUUUGGAACCGAUCAUCAAUCAAGAGACCGAGUAUUUGUCGAAACAGGUCGAACGUAUCCUCGCACGUCGCCCAUCCCUUCUUUUAGUUGAGAACAAUGUCUCAAAAGUGGCCGCCGAACUACUCCGUGUGUCCGGUGUUCGAUUGGUAACUGGUGUGAAAAAGGAGGUUUUACAAAGAAUCGGACGAGCCACUGGAGCAGAUUUGAUCCCCAGCGGAGAGGCACAAUUGAUACAGCAAAAUCAGAAUGUCGGUUUUUGUCCGUAUUUUGAUCAACGAGGGAUACGUAUGAGAAAUGGGGAGAUAAAACAUAUUUUGAUUUUCGAUCAAUGUUCUCCGGAUCGUGGUUGUUCUGUAUUACUUCGUGGGAAUUCUUUUUCGGAGUUGAAAGCGGUGAAGAAAAUUCUGAAGUUUUUAGUCCAAAAUCUCUACUCAUCGAAAUUGGAGAAAGCUUUUCUAGCUAUGCACGAUUGUAAACUUGCCUAUACUCUGUCGAAUUGUAAAGCCUGUGAACCAAGAAGAGAAAAUAUCGAAUCAGAAGAGACUGGGAAUGGUUUUCUUUCGAAAUUGCGUGAAAGUGUGCUCUCGUCGUCUCCAUAUAUCGAAUUUGAACCUCCAUUUCUUGAGACGCCAAAGGGAAAAGCUUGCUCAUUGUUACCGUAUUUCAAACAACCGCUAUAUCAAUUCACAACAAUGGCGAAUGAUCAAAUUUUGGAUCAAAAAGAACAGGAAAUGGUAAGAAUCCCGAGUUCACCGUGUUCGCAUCUUGGAGCGCCGAUUAAGGGUGACACGGUGUACACAUCAGAAUCGAUAACAUCGUUCCGAUCGAUUGCCGGCAUGCUCUUCAAGAAGCGGUUGGAAAAACGGGCAAAAGAAAUGAAAAUACAGAAAACAAACAAUGAAAAGCUAAGCUCGGCGAUCAACUCGAAAGAAGAUGUUCUUGAUCCAUUUGUUCAUCAAAGGGUCGCGAUUUUGUUUGGUUCCUAUUCUCCGAAAAGCCCGAACGCUCCAAUGUUAUGCGUUCGACCGUGGGUGGUCAAUAUGCAAUUCUAUGCUUCAAAUGAUAUGACUUUAGGAGAAUUCUUGACAAAAUUUUGUUUCAAUAAGGACUAUCAAUGUCCAUCAACGAACUGUGAGCUGUCAAUGAUGGAACACUCGAGGAAAAUGGUUUAUGGGAGAGUUUGUGUUGAGGUAACAACAAGCCAACUCCAACACGGUCUUCCCGUCGAAAACGAUGUACAAUCGAAUGAUCAAAAACGUAUCUCAUCGUAUCAUUAUUGUGAGGAAUGCCGAGCGUCAUCACCAAUCGUUUUCAUGGAUGUCAAUACAUGGCAUCUAUCGUUUGCUCGAUUUCUCGAUUACAUCGCGAACGCUUCAUUUAGUCAAGGCUCAAUCACCUCUCCGAAUGGCCAACCAUGCCUUCAUUGCUAUUUUCAUCAACAAUCUCAUUUCUUCGCUUUCAACAAUUACAUCACUUGUUUCAAAGUGUCAACGAUUCAACCCUAUCACGUGCAAUUCUCACCCGUUGUCUGUAACAUUCAACCGUCGCAAAUUGCUAUAAAAUCUUUAGAAGAUUUAAUUGAACGAACUCGUGCUUUGUCAAAAUCGAUUUUCGCGCAAGCUACGGAGAGAUUAACAACAUUUUCCCAAAAUGAAUAUUCAAUGCAGUUGGCUUCACAAUUUCACACGACUCUUCGACAAUUGAUCGAAUCGACGAAAAACACUAUGACAGAUUUAAUUGAAAGUGUCGAUGUUGAGAAUUUGGGCGAAGAGGCGGUGGCGUCGAAUUCGAUUAAAGCGAUAAAAGUAAACGAUAUGUUGAUUCACGUGAGAGCUGAAUUAUUUCAAAUGAUUCAAAUGUGGAAUGAGCAAUGUUCGGUGUUGGGAGCGAGUGUGAGGGCGAUGAAAAGAGGAGAGGACGGAGGAGGGAAUGAGAUUCCCGAAGUGUCGAUCGAACGCUUGGAGGAUCCAUUCCCGUCUUGUUAUCACCUUACUCUUCCCCUUCAUCCCCGUUUACCGAUUGUUGUUAGGGAUAUUCAGGACUCAACUGGCGCCUUUAAGCCGGAUAUUGGAUCGAUUAUCGCCUAUGCAUUGGGCUCUAAAGAUUAUGAGGAAGGUCGAACGAAAUCUCGCGAGACAAUGGGUGAGGACAACAUCCCGCUAAAUCUCUCAGCAAAAUCGAUGGCUGAUGGAGAAGAAGCGAAUCGAGGAGAACAUGUUGAAGUUGAAUUCCAAGACAGUCAUGCGAGUUUUUAUGUGAAGGCCUAUUACGCUGAGCGUUUCCGUUUACUGAGAAAGUUGUUGUUCCCGAGUGGCGAUGAGGCAUUCAUUCGAUCAUUGAGUACGGCAAUUUUUUGGACACCACAAGGAGGAAAGAGUGGAGCUUUCUUCUAUCGGACACAGGAUCAACGCUUUGUAAUCAAGCAAAUGUCGAAAUUUGAAGUGCAAUCAUUUGUGAAAUUCGCUCCUCGAUAUUUCGAAUACAUCAAAACGGCGGCUACGGAAAAGAAAUUGACAACGCUGUGCAAGGUUUAUGGUGUCUUUCGAGUUGGCUACAAGCAUAAAUUGAGUGGAAUGCAGAUAAAAGUUGACGUGUUAGUGAUGGAGUAUCUUUUCUAUAAAAGAAAUGUGAGCAAAGUGUGGGAUUUGAAGGGAUCGUUGAGGAAUCGAUUGGCAAAUACUGGCAAAAGCUCUUCCGAUCUCGUGUUGAUGGAUGAGAAUUUCAUCAAGGAUUUGUGGAAUUCCCAGCUCUAUGUUUUCCCGCACAGCAAAGCGGCUCUCAAUCAGGCGAUUUCGAAUGAUUCUCAUUUUCUCUCGGCACAGCACGUUAUGGAUUACUCAUUGCUGGUGGGUGUCGAUGAAUCGAAUGGGGAAUUGAUUCUUGGAAUUGUUGACUACAUGCGCACCUACACCCUGGACAAGAAAUUCGAGAGUUGGGUGAAGAUCGUCACUGUCCCGGGAGCCCAUCUCCCAACCGUAAUCUCUCCUCAAAUGUAUUGUACCCGUUUCUCUGAGGCCAUUGAUACUUAUUUCCCCGUUGUACCUGAUCAAUGGACUGGUUUAGGAUCAACGAUGAGUUAU
Mesorhabditis belari is the source of this 4590-nucleotide messenger RNA. The record is from the annotation of a GenBank genome assembly. NCBI's taxonomy places the organism in Eukaryota, Metazoa, Nematoda, Chromadorea, Rhabditida, Rhabditidae.